Centropristis striata (black sea bass) is the source of this 6602-nucleotide messenger RNA. RefSeq names its product patatin-like phospholipase domain containing 7b (gene pnpla7b). Bases 199 to 4176 code for a protein of 1325 amino acids. The record is from RefSeq and is a predicted model, not a curated record. The transcript is spliced from 35 exons. Gene Ontology annotation, cellular component: endoplasmic reticulum. NCBI's taxonomy places the organism in Eukaryota, Metazoa, Chordata, Actinopteri, Perciformes, Serranidae. Gene Ontology annotation, biological process: lipid metabolic process. Gene Ontology annotation, molecular function: phosphatidylcholine lysophospholipase A1 activity.
AAGAAAGGUACGUUAAAACUGUUCGGUUAGUUCAGUCGAAAAGGGUUAGCUAUAACUGAAGGGUAAAUUGUUAAUUUUUGUUCUUAAAGACUCUGUCAGUGCACACUUAUUCUUUAGGUCCUUCGCUUUCGUUAGUUUGUCCUUUUGUUAUGUAGCGGACUGCAGAGUCCGCGGGCUCUCACUCUGUGAGAAUGAGGCAUGGAAGACAAUGAUGAAGAUGAGAGCUGCAGUAUAUACCCUAAGCUGGUUCCACUCGGUAAUGGGAUCAGAGCCAAGAUGCAGCAGUUUAUGGAGGAAAGGACGGAGGCCAAUAUGUGGACGGCGGUGCUGAUUGGAGCUGUGACAGUUGUUUCUGUCGUUGGAGUUGUUGUGUUAUUUCUUUACAGAAGAUACAAACUGUCAAAAGAGGAGGCCGGCGUUCCACACUAUCGCUUCAGGAAGAGAGACAAGGUGAUGUUCUACGGCCGAAAGAUCAUGAGAAAGGUCCAGACAUUGUCCUCGGCCCCUACCUCUAAUUCAAACUCGGCUUCCAGACAGAGAAUGAGGAAGAGGACCAAAGUCCUGUCUAUAGCUCGCAAGAUCCUGCGCAUUCGGAAGGAGCCCCCCACCCUGCAGCCCAAGGAGCCUCCUCCCUGUCUGCUGGAGGCUGACCUGACUGAGUUUGAUGUGCAGAACUCCCAUCUGCCCUCUGAAGUGUUGUACAUGCUGAAAAAUGUCAGGGUGCUCGGUCACUUCGAGAAGCCUCUGUUCUUGGAGCUGUGUCGUCACAUGGUGCUGAUCCCGCUGCAUCAGGGAGAGGGGCUCUUCCGACCGGGUGACACUGAUGACAGUAUUUAUGUGGUUCAAGAUGGCCGCCUGGAGCUGUGCAUUCAUGAGAAUGAUGGUACAGACGCUGUGGUGAAGGAAGUUUUACCAGGAGACAGUGUUCACAGUUUGCUCAGUAUCAUGGACAUCAUCACUGGCUAUCCAGCACCUUACAAAACAGUGUCUGCAAGAGCUGCAGUUCCCUCCACUAUCCUGCGGCUUCCAGCUGCAGCCUUCCAGUCAGUCUUUGAGAAAUAUCCUGAAACUCUGGUCCGUGUCAUCCAGAUAAUCAUGGUGCGUCUCCAGAGAGUGACCUUCCUUGCCUUACAUAACUACCUCGGCCUGACCACUGAGCUCUUCAACCCGGAGAGCCAGGCCAUCUCUUUGGUGUCUGUGGCCAAUGUUCUUGGUGAGGGACAUCCACACAGAGGCCUCCGCAGGCAGCCUUCCCAUUCUGAUGAUCAGGGAUCUGAAAAAAGUGACACAGAAAAGUCCAGCUUCUCUGACAUGCCCACAUCGAAAUACAGGAAAUCUCGCUCUCUGUCCACCCCCCUGGCCGUUACAGGUGACAUGUCAGCGGACCUCGAAAGGGCAUAUGAACGGGCUGGAGUUGCCAAAGAGCACACUUUGUCCCAAAGUCCUGUCAAGUCUAUUCUAAAGAAGAGUGUGACAAUGCAGCACACUCCAUCUGCUGUUUACCACUAUACUGAUGCUGGAGGGAAUGUCCAGCAUAAUAAAGUGAACGCCAUUUUCCAAGCUGCCAAAAAGGAUUUGCUACAGGUCAUCCAAAUCGAGGACCCCAAUCUGCUGGAGGGGAGGGUAACUCUUCGGCAAGUCAAAGCUGGUUCUGUUGUGGCCCAUCAAGGAGACCAGGAUGUGAGCGUGGCAUUUGUCAUCUCUGGGUCGCUCCAUGUUUACCAGCGUAUGAUAGACCGUGAGGAGGAGAGUCUGCUGUUUGUCACCCACCCAGGGGAGAUGGUGGGUCACCUGGCCGUUCUCACGGGGGAACCCCUCAUCUUCACUGUCCGAGCUCACAGAGACUGCACAUUCCUCUCCAUAUCCAAGGCACACUUCUACGAGAUGAUGCGUGAGGAGCCCAGGGUUGUGUUGAACGUAGCUCACACUGUGGUGAAAAGAGUGUCACCAUUUGUCAGACAGAUUGACUUUGCCCUGGACUGGAUGGCUGUGGAGGCUGGCCGUGCUGUCUACAGACAGGGAGACAAGUCGGAUAGCACCUUCAUCGUCCUCAGUGGCCGACUGCGCUCUGUUAUUGCAAAGGAUGAUGGGAAGAAGGAGCUGGCUGGAGAGUACGGCAGAGGGGAUCUAAUUGGUGUGGUUGAGGCCUUGACCCACAUGAACCGAGCCACCACGGUCCACGCUGUCAGGGACUCCGAGCUUGCAAAGCUACCUGAAGGGGCUCUGAACUCCAUUAAGAGGAGGUACCCUCAGGUUGUUACCAGACUGAUUCAUCUGCUGGGACAGAAGAUCCUGGGCAACAUGCAGCAGGUCAAUGGACCUCUGGCUGCUCGCAGUCUGGCUCUCCACACCCCAACCAGCAAGUGGGAUGCUGGGAAUCCAGCGUCCAACCUGUCUACUGUGUCCAUCCUUCCUGUGUCUGAGGAGGUUCCCCUCACUGCCUUUACUCUGGAGCUGCAGCAUGCACUCACUGGCAUCGGCCCCACUCUACUCCUGACCAGUGACAGCAUCAAACAGCGUCUUGGCUCUGCAGCUCUGGACAGUGUCCAUGAGUACCGUCUGUCGAGUUGGCUCGGGCAGCAGGAAGACAUCCAUCGCAUAGUCCUCUACCAGUCAGACUCUGGCCUCACGCCUUGGACCCAGCGAUGCAUCCGCCAGGCUGACUGCAUCAUCAUUGUGGGACUGGGUGAGCAGGAGCCCACUGUGGGUGAGUUGGAGCGUAUGCUGGAGGGCAGUUCAGUCCGUGCUCAGAAGCAGCUGGUGUUGCUGCACAAGGAGGAUGGGCCUCCACCCAGAGGGACCGCUGAGUGGCUCAACAUGCGGAGCUGGAUCUCCAGACACCAUCACCUGUCCUGCCCCCGCAGAGUGUUCUCACGGAGGAGUUUGCCUAAGCUGAGAGAGUUGUACCAGCGUGUGUUCGAAAAGUGUCCUGACCGUCAUUCCGACUUCUCUCGACUGGCCAGGAUCCUGACAGGAAACAGCAUCGCCCUUGUGCUGGGUGGAGGGGGAGCCAGGGGUUGCUCUCAGGUGGGUAUCCUGCGGGCUCUGAACGAGGCGGGGAUCCCCGUGGACAUGGUGGGCGGCACCUCCAUUGGCUCCCUAAUGGGAGCGCUGUACGCUGAGGAGAAGAGCAACAGUCGCGUGAGGGUCCGGGCUCGUGAGUGGGCCAUGGAUAUGACCUCUUACUUUAAGAAGAUCUUGGAUCUGACCUACCCUAUUACCUCCAUGUUUUCCGGGGCUUCCUUUAACUCCGGCAUUAGCUCCGUCUUCAAGGACAAACAGAUUGAGGACCUGUGGCUGCCGUACUUCAACAUUACAACGGAUAUCACAGCUUCCUCCAUGAGGAUCCAUACUGACGGUUCGUUGUGGCGGUAUGUCCGGGCCAGUAUGUCACUGUCUGGUUACCUGCCACCUCUGUGUGAUCCCAAAGACGGACACCUACUCAUGGAUGGAGGGUAUAUCAACAACUUACCUGCCGAUGUGGCUCGUUCUAUGGGGGCCAAGGUUGUGAUUGCAAUCGAUGUUGGAAGUCGGGAUGAAACCAACCUAACCAACUAUGGUGACUCCCUGAAUGGCUGGUGGCUGCUGUGGAAACGCUUCAACCCUCUGGCUGAGAAAGUCAAGGUCCUGAACAUGGCAGAGAUCCAAACCCGGCUUGCUUACGUGUGCUGUGUGCGGCAGUUGGAACUGGUCAAAGACAGUGAAUACUGCGAGUACAUUCGGCCGCCCAUCGACCACUAUGGCACACUAGAGUUUGGCAAGUUUGACGAGAUCGCUGAGGUGGGAUACCAGCAUGGAAAGACAUUGUUUGAUGUGUGGCAGCGCAGUGGUGUGGUGGACAGCAUGCUUAAGGACAGACAUCAGGAAGAAUUCCACAAGACCAAAACUACCCAUGUGGUCACCUGUCCCAAUGCCUCCUUCACGGACCUGGCAGAGAUAGUGUCGAGAAUCGAACCUGUCAAGAAUGCCUUAAUCGAUGAGGAACUGUCUGAUGAAUACCAGACAGACUAUGAUGAGGAGGCGGUGGAAAGUGCUCUGUCCGACUUUGAGGCGUUCACCGCUGGUAGUGAACACACUGAAGGAGAGGAGACAGCAGACACUGCUGAAACAGAUGAGGAAAUUCAAGUCCGAGUUCGGCGCCGGCCGAAGAAUGUCCCACAGAGUUCCAGACCAUAACAUCCAUCAAGUCCAUGACUGCUGGUCAAGGCUGUUGACCAUGGUCCAAAACGCACACAACAUAGUAUUUCUGCUAACCUUUGAGAGUUUGCAUUAGCUUAUGCUCUUAUCCGGUAAGCAGCCUACUCUGUCUUUCUCAAAGACGCCUGGCAGGACACAAAACUAUUGAUGUGACGACAGUGACUGAAGCAGAGGCAGGUAGUUUUAAUCAAGGAAAGUGCCCCACUGUGUCGCAUUGUUUCCUGCAGUUUGUACAUUUCAAUGGUUAAAACAGUUCAGUAACAACGAUAGUUCCUGAUCGUCAUGAAAUUAUUAAAACGUCAUGCAUCAAGAUGCAAAUUACAAACAGAGAAAAUAUCUGACUUCUAUCUAUUCUCUCUCUGAAGUCAGGGAACAGUGAAGAACUUGACAAAUCAGUUAAUUUCCAGAAUUGCAGCAGUUUUUGUUCCACAAAUCCUUUGUCAUGGUUAUGGAAUCGUCCAGCCAUGACAGCCUUGAACAACUAAUAUCUUCAUACAAGCAUCAUGCCGUGCAACUGCACUGCAAUCUUUCAACCUUUACUUUUAAUAUGUUAUACGCCGUGCCACUUUUUGGGACAAUUCUAAGCAUACCUGGAUCCUAUCGUAAUAAGCUCAGACCCAUAAAGCACUAUAAUGCAAUUCAUAAUGUUUACAUAAAAGUUACAAAAGGAAAUAUAUGUUUUGUGUGCCAAGAAGAAACAUUCUGUCCAAUGAUGAAGGGAUUUCUCUUACAAAGCAGGGAUAUCUACACACCAUUGGUGUGAUAAGUAUAAUGUGAACUAUGAUUAUAAUAAGCUUUUUCAUAGGUGCAAAAUAACUUGCUUCAGAUAUAUAUCAUGAAAGUAUUACUUACGUGGAGCCUUACUAUCUAGAAAGCAUAAAAGAGUCUCUAUUUUAAAUGGCACUGCAAAGACUAAUGCAAGCAGCAGCACUAUAUUAUUAACAAGUUAACCUGUGCCUGUCCCACACCACGCACAGCUAAAAGUAGAUUAGAUGGAUGACAGUAGAUAGGAUCUAUUUUCUGUAUGUCAGGCAUUUAAGCUGUGUCCCAGUUUUAUAUAUAGUUCAUACUACAUACUAUAACCAGGUUUGUAAAAAAAACUUAGUAUUCAUUAUGAAAAAUGCUUUGAGUACUUGAAUAUACACUAUUGUCCCAUGAUGAAAUGCACAAAGAACUUAGAGAAGUUAAAGUGAUUAUGAAUGGCAGUGUUCAAAGUAUUACAAAUUAAAAGUGCAUACUCUUUAGGAAACAUUUGCUGUGGCGUUCCAAAUCGGCAGGUUAAUGUAUAUCAUCAUAACCUCAGCAACUCAACGCCAUAUAUGUGGAUUUUGUUGUAGGCUAACUUAAAAAAAAAGAGUUUACAAAGACAUUUAUUAAUUGCUGCAUAUUCUGUGUGUGUGUGUGUGUGUGUGUGUGUGUGUGUGUGUGUGUGUGUGUGUGUGUGUGUGUGUGUGUGAGUAGAUAGUAUCUAAGCAGGACACAGUUAAUGGCAGGAAAUGCACAGCUGUAACCAAAUAAAUUGACAGUGUGUCUAGCAGAGCCCUGGAACUAGCAUAGCUAAGUGGGAUGCAGACACUAUUAAUGUUAUUUAUUACACCUGUGCUUUUUCUGUCAUGACAUGUCAGAAUAUGUGCUGUGAGACUUCUGCACACAUGACCAACCAGUUUGUGCUGGUCUUUGUGACUGCACCAUUAAAAUAGAGCAUUACCUGGAGUAUUGGACUCACCUGAUAUUACUAAACAGUGCAUCAUGUAUCUGUACUCACACAGUGAGACAGUAGCAGAUAACUGUUUGAGAAACAGACUUUAUGACAAACUGUCUGUCAUUAGUCAUAUUUGCAUUGCCUUGUGCCUGGACUUAAUGUUAUACUGUAUGAUUCAUAGAAGGUGAUCACUACUGUAAGUGUAGAUCACCUUCAUGACUCAGACCCAGAACUACCUAACACCAUGAAAACUGGAUCCUGCCAAUUAAAGCAACAUGACACUUUUAUUCCACCAUUUGUCAUUUUUAGUCACAUGGUUUCAGAGCUCCUGUGGUAUUGUUUUCACUUUUUAUGACUAGAAGGCAAAAAUGGAAAAGUGUAAUGAGUAUGAGUAUUUCACAGUCUGAAUAAUGCUAUGUUUAUGUUAAUGAUUUUGUGUGAAUAGGGAGUACUAUGUGUAGUAUUUACUGUAUGAAUAUGAGAAGAUGUUGCCUUUCAGUUUGUUACUUAUUUGUUCAAGAGUGACAAUAAUGUAGAAUACUUUAAAAUAUUUAAUUAUUCAUUUUUAGUUAAAAAUAUGUUGACUGGUUGUAACAUACUUAAUAGAAAUGAAAAGCCCAAAUUAUGGAAACACUAAAUGGAAAAGUGAUGAUGAUGAAACGGUUUGCUGCCCUGAUAAAAUAAAAUUGUCUCUGAAUGUCAA